AUGCUGCUACUGCUACUGCUGCUGAUGCUGAUGCUGCUACUGGUGCUGCUGCUGCUGCUCGUCUUCGCAUUGCCCACCCGGCCCCGUCCACCGGCCUCUCUCGCGCCAUCUCAGCGUAUAGCUAGAGGUGGUAGUAGUAGUAGUAGUACAUGUACAGUAGUUCUAAGCGAGGCGGAGAAGGGCCAUGGACGUGACGCCACACUCUGCUGCGCCACAGGAAACAGCUCAGCCACGCAUUGCACUACUGCACGAAGCCUGCAUCGGACCAUUCAGGCCGUCCGACGUGAGGCUGGAGCCAGCGUGCACACCUUCGUAUCAUGUCCCGUCCCACGUCCCGCUCGGUGCUGUUCGUUGUCACGGCAUGCUGCCCGCUGCCCGCGCAAGAAAAAACGUCAAGGCGAGCCGUGUGUGUGCGUGUGA
Molecule: messenger RNA, 420 nt
Organism: Sphaerulina musiva SO2202
Lineage: Eukaryota; Fungi; Ascomycota; Dothideomycetes; Mycosphaerellales; Mycosphaerellaceae
Exons: 1
Coding region: 1-420 (139 amino acids)
Source: RefSeq, a predicted model, not a curated record